CAACUCAGCUCAGGAAGUAUAGGCAGUGAUGAGGACGAUGUGGAGGACGAGGACGAUCUCACUGGCAGUGCAUUUAGUCUUUCUGGUUGUGAGCAUGGCAGCAGCAGCACUGGCCUCCUCGAAGGCAGCGCUGGUAGCCCCGGAAGUACUGAAUCGGGCCGCCCUGGAGUUGAUAAGCGGCUUUGUGCACAUCGGCACAGUCUCACAGGGUCAAGCCAAGAGGACGCUGGAAUUGGGCCAGUUAUUUCUCCAGCUGCUACUGAGGAAGACAAUUUUAGUAUUACUGCCUUAAGCAAUGGAGCUGUGAUGCCAAAUGCAAUAUCGCUUGCAACCUCCAAGAGUGCCGUUUACCAAUCCUCUCUCUCUGCUAUCUCUUCAUCACAAGCUCCCUCACCCCAACGCACUUCUCAGACAACAGAGGCUUCUGAUCUUGCUAUCAUGCCUAAUUCCCUUUUGCACUGCGUCGAAGCCUAUGCCCAUACCUCAAUACGACAGCUUGAACUAAAGGAAGCUAUGGACCAUCCUGCGACUCAGAUUCCCCUCGAACCGGUAGAUAUUUAA
Protopolystoma xenopodis is the source of this 561-nucleotide messenger RNA. Lineage: Eukaryota; Metazoa; Platyhelminthes; Monogenea; Polystomatidea; Polystomatidae. The record is from the annotation of a GenBank genome assembly.